GAUAGUUAAUCAAUGAGAACCUCGACAAUACCCAGUUCGCCAAUUCUUUUCUCUUUAACAUCAAAACAUGGUCAAAUUUGUUUACCCAAUUCAGUUAAUCGCCGACCCAAUCGACCAAGACCUAUCAAUUUUCCAUUCAACAAUUCAACCCGAAACAUUAACCGUGGCCGUAGUCCCAUAUCAUUAAAACCAGACAAUACUCAACCAAAAAACGGUAAUAAUUCAUCUUUCAAUUCCAGGAGACGAUUACCUCGAGGUCUUUCAUUGCGGGAAUUUAUUCAAGGAUUUCGCAUGUUUAUCUCUGGUGAUGUCGUUGGACUUUUCAAUUCAACCGGACUGUUAACUGGUUUAGGAGUAAGUUCAUUGGAAUCAGGAUCGUUUAUUGAUACUGCAAUCAUUCAAUUGGCCAAAAUAUAUGGCAUUAAUAUAAAAUCCAGUGAUGACUUGAUUCCAGCUUUGUUUCUUAAAGGAUUUGCUGACAUUACGGGUUGUAGAUUUUGGGUCAGUCUAGCGUUCAAAUGGAUCAGUUGCAUUGGAAGCCACAUUGAGAAAUAUCACAUUUUGAAUGGAAUGUGCCUAUUGUACUGCACCUUGGGUUCGAUCCGUACUUAGAGUAAAUUCAUCGUCAGAGAACGAAGGAUCGAAGUGAAUCCCCUUGGUAUAUUAGACUUAUUACAGACAUGUUAGCUGAUUUAAGUCGUCCAGAGGGGAAAAAGGAGAAAAAGCCAUCCAGAACGGAAAAUAAUACAAUACUAAAUUUACAUGAUAAAGAAAAGAAAGACAG
Molecule: messenger RNA, 784 nt
Organism: Tetranychus urticae (two-spotted spider mite)
Lineage: Eukaryota; Metazoa; Arthropoda; Arachnida; Trombidiformes; Tetranychidae
Source: RefSeq, a predicted model, not a curated record